AUGCCGACCCGCACCAACGCUGCGAGGGACACGAAUCCGAGCGGGACUGGUGCUCCACCACGAGCGCAGUCCAACAGCUAUCGUGACUCGACGCUAGGCAUCUUCGCAUUGCUGCUUGCUUUCCGCAUCGUGAACGCACUAACCCUGCGCACCUUCUUCCAGCCCGACGAGUUCUUCCAGUCGCUCGAGCCUGCAUGGCAGCUGGCUUUUGGCCCCGCCACCCAUGCCUGGAUCACCUGGGAGUGGAGAUCCCAAUUGAGGUCGUCCCUGCAUCCAGCGCUAUUCGCAGCCGUCUAUCGAGUCGCGGCACAUGUUGCUGACCUCUGCGGCUUGCGCUUGCCUGCUAAAGCCGAACUACUCCUAGCUGCCCCGAAAGUUACCCAAGCCGUCUUUGCAGCCUUGCUUGAUUGCUACACUUGGAAACUUGCGGAAAAGGUUUACGGUCGUGGCAGUCGCACCGCUCUCACUACUCUUGCAUUGUCUGUUUGCAGCCCAUGGCAAUGGUUCUGCGCGACACGGACACUAUCUAAUUGUCUUGAGACUACCAUCACUUCGGUUGCUAUCUAUUAUUGGCCUUGGCGGGGUGAUUGUAAAACGCAUAUUGCACACCAGAACCUCGGCUCUCUCUCAGAGUUGCGCCUGUCACUACUUCUGGCAGCGCUUGCGUGUAUUCUCCGGCCAACCAAUGCUCUCAUCUGGUUAUCCAUAUCUAUCCCAACCCUGUGGCAAGCCUCACAGCGGCCGCGCUAUGUGUUGGCCCGUGAAAUCCUGAUUUGCGGUGCAAAGAUCCAUUGUCGGGUCUGUCUUUUCUGCAUCCCCGGAGGUCACCAGACCUUUCCAACUGACGACGCUAGCUCCGCCGUACUGGUAUGCUCAGUCGCGACCGAUCGGCUCUAUUACAGGGUCUGGACUCUUCCGCCGCUUAGAUUUCUCUAUUUCAACAUCGCCCAGUCGUUAGCCGUCUUCUACGGGAGGAACCGCGGCGACUACUAUUUCACCGAGGGUUUGCCGUUGCUCCUCACGACAUCGUUGCCUUUUGCCGUGAUCGGCUUAUGGCAGUCGCUGCAGGGCCCAGAGCCAGAGCCAUUUGGCUCAGCCAAAAGUGACAGACCGGAUAACACAACAGCUUCAAGUCAAGAUGCUACAGGCGGUCGGAUACUUGCCCGUCUAUCAUGGACGGUGACUGCCAUGACUGUGACAUUGAGUUUGAUAUCGCACAAAGAAGUUCGCUUUCUUUACCCGAUCUUACCCUUCCUCCACAUCAUCUCCGCCAGGCCACUCAGCAGGUUUCUCCCUCCCCAUGCCGCACUGUCGCACAAAGCAGUUAUUCUGUUUCUUCUAGCUUCAAAUGUCCUACUUGCUAGCUAUGCAUCUCAGGUCCAUCAGCGGGGGGUCAUUGACGUACUCGCCUACCUCCGUCAUAAACACGAAACACGUAACAGCCUGUUGAAUACUCGUAGCAGUACCGGGAGCAACAGUCCUGCCGUGUCCAAUACGACAGUCGGCUUUCUCAUGCCCUGCCACUCCACACCAUGGCGCUCCCACCUCGUCUACCCUGAAAUCUCCGCAUGGGCUUUGACCUGCGAACCGCCCAUCAACAUUCCCCUCUCCGAGCGCUCGACCUAUCUCGAUGAGGCGGAUGAAUUCUACAUCAAGCCUGGUCCGGUGGCCUGGCUCCGUGGUAAUAUGGAAGAUGUACAGACGAUUAAGGCGAGUGGAAGUAGAUCCGGCCAGCAUUGGACGCGCCAGGAUCCAAAAUUUAAGCGCAAGUAUCGGCGUCAGUGGCCGCAAAACCUUGUUUUCUUUGAGCAGCUCGAAGCAACCCUGGAGGAGUAUCUUGAGGGAACUAGGUAUCAGGAGUGUUGGAGGGGGUUCAAUAGCCACUUCCACGAUGAUUCGAGGAGGACUGGUGAUGUGGUCGUUUGGUGUUUGGAUGGCGUGUGAGGUCUAUCGUGAAUCAAUACUACAUAGCAGCUGUCCAAGCAUACGUCCAGCAGUUGAUUGGAUGAUUUAAUCUCACAUAAUCGCUCUUUUGUAUACACCAUCGAGCCGAAAGCCUACACUCCUUGUGAUACAUUUUCAGAGACACUAUCAGCCGAUACUAGUAGCAUUUGACGACACCCACGUAACCUCUUUCUCACGUCACAGUUAUG
Molecule: messenger RNA, 2153 nt
Organism: Alternaria alternata
Lineage: Eukaryota; Fungi; Ascomycota; Dothideomycetes; Pleosporales; Pleosporaceae
Exons: 5
Coding region: 1-1944 (647 amino acids)
Biological process (GO): GPI anchor biosynthetic process
Cellular component (GO): endoplasmic reticulum membrane
Molecular function (GO): alpha-1,2-mannosyltransferase activity
Source: RefSeq, a predicted model, not a curated record